Molecule: messenger RNA, 1610 nt
Organism: Argiope bruennichi
Lineage: Eukaryota; Metazoa; Arthropoda; Arachnida; Araneae; Araneidae
Product: protein SREK1IP1-like
Exons: 5
Coding region: 209-670 (153 amino acids)
Molecular function (GO): zinc ion binding; nucleic acid binding
Source: RefSeq, a predicted model, not a curated record
ACAGACUCGUUUCGGAAAGAACGACGGCAUAAACAUAAGAAAAAUUUAGCACAUUGUUUAUAAUAUUGAAAUAUCUCGUAAAUAUUUUCCUUCUGAUCAUGAAAAAUAUGCAUUUUUGUGUGAUCAUAUCUUAGAAUUUUAAUUAACUUACCAUUAUUCAUCAAACAGUUCACUGAAAUUUUGUUUAUCCUCUCUCAAAUAGAAAAACAUGGAUCACAGUUUGAAAGAUUUAAUGGCCAGAUUGACAAACCAGACAGUAGAUAACAUAAGACCAGCUUGUAAAAAGUGUGGAUAUCCUGGUCAUUUUACCUAUCAAUGCCGAAAUUUUCUGAAGAUCAAUCCAGAUAAAGAUAUUGUGCUAGACAUUAGUAGUACCAGUUCUGAAUCUGAAGAGGACUUUGUAUCUCCUUUAACUCAGCUCAGAGAAGAAGAAAAGAAAAUGGAAGUAAAAGAGAAAAAGAAAUCUUCAAAGCAUUCGAAAUCUAAAAAGCACCACAGGUCAAGAUCACCUCAUCGUUCUUCUUCUGAAAGUGAUUCAGAAAGCGAUUCUGAUUCAAGUUCCAAAAGACACAAGAAAAAGAAACAUAAAAAGAAGCACAAACAUCACAAAACAAGUCAUAAGAAAAAGAAAUCAAAAAAGUCACAUAGACAUCACCAUGAAUCAAGUUAAUUUCAUUCAUGUGCUUUUCAGAAGCACAUUUUAAACUGUUUGAAUUUUAGCAAGACAAAUAUGUAUUUAAUUACUGUACUGUAAGUUUUGAGAAUGUUUUUAAGAUUUCUAAGUUUUAUCUGGAUGAGUAUAUUAAUCUUUUACCUAAAAUUAUGUACAAAAUCCAUGGUCUGUAUUUCCAUCCCUGUAUCAUCUACAUUUAUUUUGUUGCUUUGAGUCAUAAGUAUAUUGUUAUUUAUACAUCCAGUAUUUUUCUUACUUAUGCAAACUUGUCUAGUUGUAUGGAUAGAGUGGGGUCAAAUGAGUGUUUCAUCUUCAAGAUUCUUAAUAUUGGAAUAAUAAAAUAUUUACCUUAAUAAUUAUAUUUUUGUACAAAUAAAUAUUUUUCUAUAUAUUUUUGAGUAUGUAUUCACAUAGUUCCAUUCCCAUACUAACAUGCACAAAUGUCAUAAAAUUUUAAUAAUAUAUUAUGAUGUAAUUUUUUUUUUUCAAAAAUAUUGCCUAAGAAACUUCACACUUAUUCAUCUGUUACAAAGACUUUUGUUUCUUUUUUUUAUCUUCCUAUUGCUGAAAUUUGCAUUCAUGUUAAAACUAUGAACUUCAUUAUGUAAUUUAAGACACAGAUUUAAGAAGUAAAAUCAAUCCAUAUGUAUGUUAAUUUCAAUUUAAAGAGAAUUUUAAGAUUGCAUUUUUCUUUCAUAACUACAUUAUGCUUUUAAAUUAGAAAAUUUUCUGUCAUCAGUUUGUAGUAUAUGUUGGGGUUGCAUUUGAAAAGUCGUACAGAGACCUUAAAUAUUCAAGCCAUUAAAUUUUUUUAAAAAACUUUUUUAUUCUUGUUAUUUGAAAUUUCCUGAAAUUUUAUCUUACCAAUUCUUUAUAAAAAUGCCUUAUGUAUUAUAGUAAGAUAGCCCCAAGUUGCAUUUUAUUUUGUACCUCUAUU